This is a messenger RNA of Triticum turgidum subsp. durum (durum wheat), 1023 nucleotides long. The record is from the annotation of a GenBank genome assembly. Lineage: Eukaryota; Viridiplantae; Streptophyta; Magnoliopsida; Poales; Poaceae.
AUGGGCACCGUCACUCCCGCCGAUCCGCACUCGUCCUUCCUCGCCGACAAGGGCGCCAGGGUCUUCGUGGCGGGCCACCGCGGGCUGGUGGGCUCGGCCAUCCUGCGCCGCCUCCUCUCCCUCGGCUUCACCGACGUGGUCGUCCGCACGCACGCCGAGCUCGACCUCACCCGCCAGGCCGCCGUCGAGGCCUUCUUCGCCGCCGAGCGGCCGCGCUACGUCGUGCUCGCCGCCGCCAAGGUCGGCGGCAUCCACGCCAACUCCACCUUCCCCGCCGACUUCAUCGCCGCCAACCUCCAGAUCCAGACCAACGUCGUCGACGCCGCGCUCCGCUGCGGCUCCGUCCGCAAGCUCCUCUUCCUCGGCUCCUCCUGCAUCUACCCAAAGUUCGCGCCGCAGCCCAUCCCGGAGGGCUCCCUCCUCUCCGGCCCGCUCGAGCCCACCAACGAGUGGUACGCCGUCGCCAAGAUCGCCGGCAUCAAGAUGUGCCAGGCCUACCGCAUCCAGCACGGCCUCGACGCCGUCUCCGCCAUGCCCACCAACCUCUACGGCCCCCAGGACAACUUCCACCCGGAGAACUCGCACGUCCUGCCCGCGCUCAUCCGCCGCUUCCACGAGGCCAAGGCCACCAAUGCCCCCGAGGUCGUCGUGUGGGGAUCUGGCUCCCCGCUCCGUGAAUUCUUGCAUGUCGAUGACCUUGCCGAUGCGGUGAUCUUCUUGAUGGACCAGUACUCUGGGCUGGAACAUGUGAAUGUGGGGAGUGGAAGCGAGGUUACCAUCAAGGAGCUCGCCGAGCUGGUCAAGGAGGUGGUUGGAUUCCAGGGGAAGCUAGUAUGGGACUCGACCAAGCCGGAUGGCACGCCGAGGAAGCUCAUGGAUAGCUCCAAGAUACAUGGGAUGGGGUGGAAGCCCAAGGUUCCCCUCAAGGAGGGGCUUGUCGAGACAUACAAAGUGGUGUGUGGAGAAUGUCAUCGCCGAGAAGAAGUAAUAUGGUGGUAUCAUGUUCUCCAUUGCCUCUUAUAG